This is a messenger RNA of Peronospora matthiolae, 1089 nucleotides long. The record is from the annotation of a GenBank genome assembly. NCBI's taxonomy places the organism in Eukaryota, Oomycota, Peronosporomycetes, Peronosporales, Peronosporaceae.
AUGCUACCUGCACUUUCUCGACGUCAUCUCCAUAGCCGACAGACAGUACGGGAAGCCGUAAACAAAAUCCGCGAGUGUCUAUCCCGCAACCCUAUUCCCCCUUUGGUCUCUGACAUUCCUGUGUCUGCUCGCAAUGACGCCAAAGUACUGGUGGCCAACGCGCUGCAGCCCCGACUCGUACUUAGUAGCGACGUAGUUUUCCACGGAGCGCGAAAGCUGACCGAUCACGAGGCUGAACAGCUCAAUCGUUCUGUGGAAAGGCGUGUCGCAGGUGAACCGGUGGCGUACAUCAUUGGCUGGAAAGAGUUUUGGUCCAUGGAAUUCGCAGUGACUCGAGACACGCUCAUUCCACGCAGUGAUAGUGAAGUGCUGCUGGAGACUUUAGUGGCACAAUAUCACCCGCAGACACCACUGCACAUCUUGGACAUUGGGACCGGGUCUGGGUGUUUGCUACUCUCGGCGUUGUCCGAGUUCCCAAAAGCCACUGGAGUGGGCAUUGACAUUUCUCCCGGUGCACUUGACGUUGCAAGAAAAAACGCUCGCUCCCACAAAUUAGACGGCCGAGCAGAGUUCCUGCUUCGAGACCUGCAGACGUUGCCAGAGCUUGAGACCGAUGACAAAGUCAUGUAUCAACGUUUCGACGUGAUAUUGUGCAAUCCCCCGUACAUACCACAUCGAGAACUGCAUCUUGUGGGGCCAGACGUGCUCGCGUAUGAACCUCACUUGGCAUUGUUUUCUGGCGGUGCACCCUCAUCUGGAGACUGUGGAAUGGAUCUGGAUCCGCAGGGGUUGCGAAUGUAUGACUUUCUGCACAAGAGUGUUGGCAACCUCUUCAGAAGCCACGCAGAGACUGCAUUAGCAGCAGAGGGGGGUCCAGAGCGACGCAAAAGACCAGAGAAUCAUACGAAGAAGAACUGUUUGCUGAUGGAAAUUGGCUCGAUGGGUCAAGCGCAGGCAGUGCAGAAGCUGUUUGCUAGCACGGCAGAUACUCAAAGUAUACGAAGCGCGACCGGCGAUCGAUCACCUAUAAAGUUUGACCGUUUUCUAUUCGAUGCAAGCGGGAAGUACCGCGGCUUGCUCUUUUCUUGA